Molecule: messenger RNA, 2574 nt
Organism: Populus euphratica (Euphrates poplar)
Lineage: Eukaryota; Viridiplantae; Streptophyta; Magnoliopsida; Malpighiales; Salicaceae
Exons: 6
Coding region: 262-1647 (461 amino acids)
Molecular function (GO): nucleic acid binding
Source: RefSeq, a predicted model, not a curated record
AUAUAACAUCGCUUGCACUGAAAGAACACGCGCCAGCCCGCCAUCGUCAAACCCUAUCGUCUCUCCUUCUCUCCCUCUCGGUAGAAAAUUCUUUGAAAAACAAAAUCACCAAAUCACAAGCCCUAGCCUAAAUCCACAUGAAAACAAUCGCCCCCCCCUAACAAACCCUGAUUUGAUGACUAUAACAAUCCAAUCGCACAAAUCCUGACAAUCAUUCCUUCUCUUUUGUUUCCUCUCUGUUCAGGCCUAUCUGCUGUGGUCAUGGAGGGCUCUGUGGUGGCGGUGGAGGAUCUCGGAGCCCCCGAUUCAUGGGAGGUGGCUGAUCUAGACCAGACGAUGAAUUGUUUGUCUCUGAAUAAAGAGACUAAGCAUCAACAGGCUAAAGAUCAGCUCCCUCGCUCGGGUUCCGGUCCGGGUUCUUUGGGUCCGGGUGAGAAAGUAACGUAUGAUGUUGCUAAUCAAGUCGAUCAGUUUCUCCUCGAGGCCUUGCAGAACACUCGCGAACGCCUCUCAAUUUUGCGGAUGGAACAAGACAUAGAGAAGUUUAUCCGUGAUCCAAACCAACAACAACUAGAGUUUCAACAGUUGCCUACUUCAUAUUUAAGGCUGGCAGCACAUCGUGUAGCACAGCAUUACUCACUGCAAUCAAUGGUUUUGUUAGACAAUAGUUUACCUGAUGGCUCUGGCUCCAGAAUUAUUGUCUGCAAGACUUCCAACUGCAGGCUUCCCUUGAUUCGCCUGGCUGACAUCCCUGUGAGUUUGCCAUCAGAAGAUGGUGAUACUGUUAAGGUUGCAAUUAAACAGAGGCCACAAAAAGGGUCUCACACUGCCAACAAUUCAAAUUCAUUGAAGAAAAAUAAUUCCAAAAGCGUGGAGGAAAGAAAAGAGGAGUACAACAAGGCACGUGAACGGAUAUUUAACUCUAGUAGUUCCACUGUUGGUACUAUUGGGAAACCGGACAGUGAACCAAGGUCGCAGGAUUGUUCCCAGAAUGGUACAUUUGGUAUAUCAAAGUCAGAAGAUAAAUCUGCUCCAGGUAUUCCUGAUUUAAGUUCUGGACAGGGUUUAAUUGAAUCUUCCUCAAGUAACAGUAGAUCAGCAACAUUAGCUAGAACAAGAAUCGAGAAGGAGCCAGUUGGUAGGUAUAGACCAAACAAUAGGGUAGCCAUAUUUCGGGACCGUGAGGUUGAUCGGAAGGACCCCGACUAUGAUCGAAGCUAUGACAGGUACAUGCAAAGAUUUGACCCUGGUUUUGGGUUCAAUGGGGGAGGACCGUACACUAUCCAGCCCAUGUACACUCCUGCAUUAAAUUACAACACUGAAUUUCCACAACUUGGGUCCCGUCACAUUUCUCAAAUAUCUACAGAACACCAACCUCACCAUCUCCCUCAACAUGUACCAGGGCCCUGGGCCGCACCAUCAACCCCUGCAGGGAUUGGGUAUGGUCAUCCUGAUACUCUUAUACCUCUGUUUAAUCCAAAUCAUGUUGGUGCACGCUCCACACCUGCCAUUUAUCUGCAUUCCUCGCAGUAUCCAUGUCAACACCCGGGAAUGCCUUUCAUCCAUCCUCAUGAACAUGUUCAGCCUUUUUCACAGUCUUAUCAACAGCAACCUGAUGCAAGUUUUGGUUUAGCUCGGCCCCGUUGAGGGGCUUGGGCCAUGCCUGCACCCUGCCAGCUGGAACUUAGGCAUGAAAUAUUGAUGAGCUGAUUCACUCUGAAUCAUAUACGAACUGGCAGGAGUGCAGGCAUAGAGAACCGAGUUGGAUUGGAGUGGACACUUUUUCUCAUGAGCAGACGCUGAUCCAUUCCACCAAUCUUGGUUUUGCUUGAGGCUUCUUCAUGUGGUGAAAGACGAAGAAGCUCAAGGGCUUGGCAGAUGAAUGUACAAGAGCUCUGUUUUGUCACUGAUGAUGAUGAAAAAGAAUCGUCAGAGUUGGGUAUGUGUGUUCUCAGUCUAAUUGAAGACGUGAGGGCGUUGCAGAUGGGAUGUCUGCUGUUUUCGGUGAACCAUGUUGCCUUCAAGACCAUUGUUUUGUCUUUUGUAAGCCGUGGCAUGUGGGCGUGCGGGCGUGCGUGCGUGCGUGUAUACACCUCUCGAAGUAUACGUACCAUUUUCUCCCUCUCAACUCUCUUUGUAUGCUCUUCUUCUGUAGUUCUUUUCCUAUCAAGGCAUACACGGGGGGUAAUGGCAACAGUUCAAGAUGGAAAAGCUUAACUCACAGCUAUACUUGCAGAACUGUUAUAUAAUCCAAUAGAAUGUGAUGCCAAGGAAGAGCUCAUUGGCUAAACCAGGAGAAUCAGGCGCUGCUGUCCGAGCUGAAGAAGAAACUUUCCAGUGCAAGCUCUAAUUCUACAACAAAUACUGUCAAAUCAAACGAGACCUAAUAUUCGUUGGUGCCAGAAAUCUAGUAACCAGCCCCUCUUUUUUCUGUGCGCGCUUAGUGUGGGGUAUACCUAGUUACAUGGCCAAGCUCUUGCAAAUCGUUAUUUUGGAGGUAAAAAUGAGCUUAUGAAGAAUAGAAAUAUUUUAUGAGUAAUAAAUGAAAUCAUAAGGUCUCUCUUUUAUACCAAA